Molecule: messenger RNA, 3556 nt
Organism: Carya illinoinensis
Lineage: Eukaryota; Viridiplantae; Streptophyta; Magnoliopsida; Fagales; Juglandaceae
Product: ATP-dependent DNA helicase Q-like 5
Exons: 20
Coding region: 80-2896 (938 amino acids)
Biological process (GO): double-strand break repair via homologous recombination
Cellular component (GO): nucleus; chromosome; cytoplasm
Molecular function (GO): nucleic acid binding; 3'-5' DNA helicase activity; four-way junction helicase activity
Source: RefSeq, a predicted model, not a curated record
CGUUUUGGCGGGAAAAGUAAGAGGAGUGGGAUUAGGAAUCCCUUCCCUCUGCUACCGUCAUCGAUCCAUCGAUCUUUUCAUGGAAUCAGAUUCAGAGUCCUCCGAUGGCUCUCAUAUUUCCGCCACUCCUCCCAGAGAACCAAAUCCACCACCACCUCGACCUACUCUUCGCUCUUCCAACAAAUCCAGAAUUAGGGUUAGAGCCUCCUCUUCCAAUCACUCUACUCCCAUUUUGAAGUCCAAAAAACUCUCUUCCAAUCCUCCCUCAAAUUCCGACCCCAAACCCACACCCAAAGACCGCUCGCCCAUCCCCUCUCCCCUCUCUGGUCUCCCGUUCCAAAUCCGCCGCCCGUCCGAUCAAAUUUCAGCAAUCUCCACGGUCGAAGCCCUCCCCGCCAGGCACCUGUCCAGCUCUGCAUCUUUCUCGAAAUUCCGGAGGCCCUCUCUCAAUUUCGAAGAUGACCCAUCCCCUCCCGUGUUCGAUUCAGAAUCCCAGGUUGAGAGUAGUGGAGCUCAUCGACUUACAUCAGGCUUGGUUUCGGAAGAAUCAAAAGGCGAAGCUGUCAAUACUUCAAAUCCGGUGAAGAGACAUCCCAAUUUGAUAGGAGGUAGCGCUCCUCAGCCACCUGUGAAGUUGCGGAAGUGUGGCAAUGAAGGGAACUUUGUGAGGCUAAACUUGAAUAGGAGUAAGCGCAGGUUUUUGAACAAAGGCAGUAGAAGUAGAAACAGUCAUGUAUCAGGUGGUCGAAAAUACUAUAGAAAACGUAGGAGAAAAUUGGAAGGUGAAGGCGAGCCUGAGAAGAGUACAUAUGAAGAAGACGGUCUGGUUGUCGAAAGCGUGCAACAGAAGCAAAAGAAGGAGUCCCAAAGUGAGAAGUCAGAUAGCAAAUUGAUUGAGGAGGUGGUAUCUGUGACUAGAAAUGAGCCGUCGGAUGAGAACCUGGUAAAGUUGUUGAAGGUCAUGUACGGUUAUGAUUCAUUCCGAGAUGGGCAGUUAGAUGCGAUUAAGAUGGUGCUUGCUGGGGAAUCGGUGAUGUUGGUUUUGCCAACUGGUGCCGGAAAGUCAUUGUGUUAUCAGUUGCCGGCGAUGAUUUUGCCAGGGAUAACGGUGGUGGUGAGUCCAUUAAUUGCGUUGAUGAUCGAUCAACUGAAACAGCUGCCCCCGAUGAUUCAGGGUGGUCUUCUUUGUAGCAGUCAGACAGCUGAACAAGUCUCGGAGACACUGAGGCAGAUUCAAGAAAGGACCAUUAAGGUACUUUAUGUCUCACCAGAGAGAUUUUUCAAUGCAGAAUUCUUGUCAUUAUUUUCUACCAAUUUAUCUGCAUCACUUGUUGUGGUAGAUGAAGCUCACUGUAUAUCUGAAUGGUCGCAUAAUUUUCGGCCUUCAUACAUGAGGCUCAGGGCAUCAAUGCUUCGUGCUUCGCUCAAUGUUAAGUGCAUUCUUGCAAUGACUGCUACUGCCACUGUCACAACUUUGCACGACGUUAUGUUUGCCCUCGCCAUUCCGCAAACCAAUAUUAUCCAAAAAGCACAAUUAAGGGACAAUUUACAAUUGUCAGUAUCUUUGAGUGGAAAUAGGUUGAAGGAUUUGCUGAUGUUGUUAAACUCCCAUCCCUUCAAGGAAGUUCAUAGCAUCAUUGUAUACUGCAAAUUUCAGUCUGAAACUGAUCAAAUAAGCAGAUAUUUAUGUGAUAACAAUAUCUCUGCGAAGAGCUAUCAUGGUGGAAUUCCUGCUAAAGACCGUACCCGCACACAGGAGUUGUUUUGUUCAAACAAAAUUAGGGUGGUUGUUGCAACUGUGGCAUUCGGUAUGGGACUUGACAAGCAGGAUGUGGGAGCUGUAAUUCAUUACAGCUUGCCAGAAAGCUUAGAGGAAUAUGUUCAGGAGAUUGGUCGUGCUGGAAGGGAUGGGAGGUUGUCCUAUUGCCAUCUCCUUUUUGAGGAUGACACGUACUUUAAACUCCGUAGUCUUAUGCACAGUGAAGGAGUAGAUGAAUAUGCCAUAAACAAGUUUCUGAGUGAAGUUUUUGCCAGUGAAAAGAAUUUGCAUGGGAAAAUAUGUUCAUUAGUCAAAGAAUCUGCAUCUCGCAAGUUUGAUAUGAAAGAAGAGGUGAUGCUGACAAUUCUAACUCACUUGGAGUUGGGAGAAGUGCAAUACUUGCGCUUACUUCCACAACUGAAUGUAACUUGCACUCUAAACUUCCAUAAGACUCCCCCAGUGUUGCUUGCUGAAAAGGAAAUAGCAGUUGCAGCAAUUCUUAAGAAAUCUGAAACUAAGCAAGGGCAAUAUGUUUUUGACAUACCCACCACAGCGAAUAGCAUUGGGAUUACAGCGACUGACCUAUCCAAUCAGUUGCAGAAUCUAAAGUUUAAGGGAGAAAUAACAUAUGAGCUGAAGGACCCAGCGUAUUGUUAUACAAUUAUGGAAGUCCCUGGGGAUUUUUGUUCUCUAUCAGCUCAUCUUACAAAAUGGUUAUCAGAAGUCGAAAUCAGUAAGGUAUGGAAGUUGAAUGCAAUGUUUGAUGCUGUAGUCUUUGCGGUGAAUGGGUGUGAGAAGAUGCAUGGUUGCUAUGGGUGUCAACAUACGCCAUGCCUUCAAAGGAAGAUUGUGGCCUACUUUAAUGGAGAAGAUAAUUCGGACAUUUCUAAUAAGACUGGUCAAACCAGCCCAUUUUUACGAGCAGAUAUAAAGGUCUUUCUACAGAGUAACUCACAUACUAAAUUCACCCCCAGAGCUGUUGCAAGGAUAAUGCAUGGAAUUGCAAGCCCCGCUUAUACUUCUACAAUGUGGUCUAAAACCCAUUUCUGGGGAAGAUAUACACAAAUAGACUUCCAGAUGGUGAUGGAAGCGGCAAAAGCAGAACUCAUGAAUUUUGUUGGGAAGGAUGCACUUUAGCUGUUCAGGAUCAGGCAUCCAGCAACUAAACUGCAGGGCUUCUGGAGGGUUAAGCCAAGAUUCUGAUGGCGGGAAAGAGCUCGGAUCAAGAUUAAAAUCCUCAUAGUUCUCCUUACAGCCGUCAUCUUACCGUCCUUACAUUUGUGUCAAGUUAUUCCUAGUGCAAGGGGUUUAGGACCCAUACAACAGUAGGAAUGAUCUAAUCUGCAUCUUCCAUCAAAGGGAUUGUAGCGGAGAAGGGCUGUAAGAAAAUAAACACUACUCCAGUUCUGGAUUCUGAUUACCAUAGAUUGCAUCAAAUCCGAGCCAUUGUUGGACUUGCAUCGAGUUAAGCAGGUUUGCUUCUAAGGGGUCAUAAACAAGUUAAAAGACUCAAACUAUGAUAGUUUUCUUGCAAUGCUUACUACCCAAUGGUAAAAGAUGGGGUGCCUUGCCGUUAAAGCACGGUCCAUCAUCAGCUUUACUAAUAGUUUGUAGGAUUCAUUAGAAAAUAGAUUCUAAUCAAAAUUUGCAUUCUUUAAUUAGAAGUGAGACAGAUGGGUUUGCAAAUACUUGAAAGAAACGGCACUCCCUGUUGUAACAAAAGGAAGAUGAUUUUGGCUUUUGGGAAGGAUGCUUAAUGGGGACAUGAAUACAAACUUUUGAACUCUCGAUAUGUAA